Molecule: messenger RNA, 1320 nt
Organism: Marchantia polymorpha subsp. ruderalis
Lineage: Eukaryota; Viridiplantae; Streptophyta; Marchantiopsida; Marchantiales; Marchantiaceae
Source: the annotation of a GenBank genome assembly
GGCCUCCCAAUCAUUGGAACUCGGCCGCCGUCCCAUCAUCCGCAGUCCCGUCCCGAGCCCCGUGUCCCUGUCCCUGACCCUGUCCGUGUGCGUGUCCCAUCUCUUCUCCCGCUCGCCUUCUCUCCUCCGCCUCUUCUUUGUCGUCUUCUGGCCAUCCGCCGGUCUGACUUUCUCUCGGUCUUUCUUCGACGACCGUGGGCGCGUGGCGCGGGAGACGAACGUUUAGGCGCUGCCGAAUUUCGAGCGCUCGAGCGAUGGAACGCCCGGCGGGACGCGAGGCGGAGGGAGCGAAUUAGUGGCCGGCGAGGCCGGAAGCCGAGAUCUGGCUAGAGCGGAACGUUGUCGAGGAAGUGCUGAGCUGAUCGAGGAAUUUACACAGCGAUGGAGAUUGCGAGUAUACCAGUGGGAAGGGUUGCGAGGGGUGGUUCGCAAAGUGGUGCAUCCUGCAAAGCGAACGGUGAAUGCUGUCGUGGAAUGAUGAGAUUUCGGAGACUCUUCUUCUUUGUCUCAUGCUCCCUGCUGUUGACGGUUGUCUUCAUGGCUGUCGACCAAUUCUCUCAUCUACCGAGGUUUUCUAGCAGCGACGGAGCGGCCUACAAGCAGAGCUAUAAACAAAGUUACAAUCACGGAGCCAACCGAGGCCCACAUCUGGGUCAGAAGCCACGCUCCAUGUAUGGAGACAGUCAGUCGAGAUCGAGAAAGCUUCUGGGGCAAGUUCCAGCAAGUUUCUCACGCGACUUCAGUGUUCCAGUGCUACCUGCGAUCGAGCAAGAGGCUGUACAGGCGGUCCCUCUCACUUGACUGCAGAGGAGCUUGGCUCGUACAGAAAUUAGUAUCAUGAGGUACCCGCAAACCUUAGUGUAUAGAAGUCAAUACAGCAUAAACAAUUCGCCGAUGCGAAAGCGAGGGCGUGUAUCUUUAGAAGUCGAAUGAGAUCGAAGCUAUGCUUCUUCGACAGGAGAGGCAGCGACUGUGGAAAGAGAUGAGCUCAAUUGCAGCUGCUAGGGAGCGCCAUUGCAAAGGCUGGCCCAUUGUAGCUCCAACAUGGACUCUCUCCGGUGUUAUCAGGGGAAACAGGGCUUGACGUCUCAGGAUUAGCUAUGGAGGUUCGCCGGAAGGCUCUUCAGGCGUUGCUCGAGAAAAAUCCCAGGGUCGUUCACCCAAUUCCCGAUGAUUCCACUUCGCGGAUGUUAGUUAGUUGCACUUUUAGGUAGAAAAGAUUUCUCGUCGGCCAUUCGUGCCGCCGAUACAAUCAUCGCCUGUCUGUAUUACACCGUCUGGGGUAACGAAAUCAGUAUAAUAUGACUUGAGUUCAUUACU